AUGGCAAAGACAAAGGGUGAGAAACGCAACAAGUCGGCGAUCAACGAAGUCGUCACCCGCGAGUGCACAAUUCACUUGGCCAAGCGUGUGCACAACAUUGGCUUCAAGAAGCGUGCGCCCCGCGCCAUCAAGGAGAUCCGCAAGUUUGCCGAGCGUGAGAUGGGCACCAACGAUGUUCGCAUCGACACCCGCCUCAACAAGCACAUCUGGUCCAAGGGUAUCAGAUCGACGCCAUUCCGCGUUCGUGUGCGUCUUGCCCGUCGCCGCAACGACGAUGAGGACUCACCCAACAAACUGUACACCCUGGUGACAUACGUGCCGGUGUCCACUUUCAAGAAUUUGCAGACGGAGAACGUGGAGUCAACUAGCGACGAUUAAGCAGGAAAACAGAUUACACCCAUAACGCCGCUAACGAAAAACGUUAAUAAAAAGUAAUUUUUAUUUAGAAAUAA
This is a messenger RNA of Drosophila albomicans, 452 nucleotides long. It is a transcript of the gene RpL31, whose product is annotated as 60S ribosomal protein L31. Gene Ontology annotation, molecular function: structural constituent of ribosome. Gene Ontology annotation, biological process: cytoplasmic translation. Bases 1 to 378 code for a protein of 125 amino acids. NCBI's taxonomy places the organism in Eukaryota, Metazoa, Arthropoda, Insecta, Diptera, Drosophilidae. The transcript is spliced from 2 exons. The record is from RefSeq and is a predicted model, not a curated record. Gene Ontology annotation, cellular component: cytosolic large ribosomal subunit; ribosome.